AUGAGUUACAAUGUGACGACGACCAGGAAACAUCUAUUAGUAACUCUGUUAGGGUGUCAAAUCGUAAGCUUCAUAAUUGCCCUUUGUCCCCUGAUUGGGUUCGGGUCUUACGGUCUAGAAGCCCAUGGCACGAGUUGUGGGCUCGCCUGGGAGGAUACCAGCGCCGCAAGUCAGGGCUACCUCGUUUUGAUCACUGUCGUCUGCUUCGCGUUGCCACUGGCCAUCAUUGUCGUCUGCUAUUCUCUCAUCUUUCGCACGGUGUGGAAAACAAAUAAAGGGGUCGGGCCUAUGGCCGAUUCUACUUCCGUUUACCGCAAAAAGAAGCAGCUGCAGCUGAUAAAGUUAUCUGUAGCUCUCGUCGUUGUGUAUGUCAUAUGCUGGACGCCAUAUGCGAUUGUCUCCUUCAACAUCACGUUUGGACAACCGGAAGAGAUCAACCCAAUGAUGCCGCGUUUCGCAGCCUGGUUCGCAAAAACGGAAGCAGUUCUCAAUCCCAUUGUGUACGUACUCAUGUCGAAGAGCUUCCGCCACAACAUAGAGCAUGUCGUCUGCUGCAUGGAUACGGCAGUCGCACCGACCCGGAAUUUGACCACGUUUGCCACGCACGGGCAGAGAAUUCAGUCCGAGGUAUGCGACUCACAGGUACCCGUUACUGUGGGUAUUUCAAGUCGAGAGUAA
This is a messenger RNA of Mya arenaria, 678 nucleotides long. Its product is annotated as rhodopsin-like. Gene Ontology annotation, cellular component: membrane. Gene Ontology annotation, biological process: G protein-coupled receptor signaling pathway. NCBI's taxonomy places the organism in Eukaryota, Metazoa, Mollusca, Bivalvia, Myida, Myidae. Bases 1 to 678 code for a protein of 225 amino acids. The record is from RefSeq and is a predicted model, not a curated record. The transcript is spliced from 3 exons. Gene Ontology annotation, molecular function: G protein-coupled receptor activity.